AUGGCGAUUCAUCCGGGCGAUGCUCGCUUGCCACGCUACAAGGAGGGCAAGGUGUUGCCGGUUUUCCGCAAGUUUUCACCCUCCAAGUCUCUUGGGCUCCAUUUGACCUAUCGAGAUGUCUGGAAUGAUGCCUUCCAGCUGUACCAGAGGCGCGAGUCUGACUGUAGUACCGCGGGGAAGAAUGCUGACUGUACUGGUCGUCGAGAGCCGCCAUGGUCUCCCGGCUACAAGCCGAAUCAUCACGGCAAACUCGAGGGUGUUUUACACAUCAAUCCCUGGCUCCUUGAACAUGGACUCUACGUCUACGUGGAGGUGGAGGCCAGGUACAUCUACACCAAAUCUGAGCUGGACGGCUUCGACUUCAACAUCAACGAGGUGCUAUUUAGCGAACGAAAACUGCUCAGCCCACCGGGCUGUAUGCGUGAAGGUAUCAAGUGCCUUAAAGAGGCCCCGGCAGACAUUGACUCAUACUCCGUGGAAACUCAAAUGCUCUACGCCAAAUUGGGCGGGCCGACGGCCGGAGACUACGAGAAGGAGGAGAAUAUUACACCUUUCGGCGUGAUCUCGGGGAGUGCGUUUAACAACCGAUCGAAGCAUACUUUCGUUCCGCCCACAGACGCGAUCAAGACUUCCGGCGUGCCCGGCCAUCCCUACUUGACCUACAAUUAUCCCUUCUACUUUGACAUAUCGUCUGGACCAGAUUCGCUCUAUCUGAAGAUGCGCCGGCCCUACAGACCCGAUGUGCCGACCCGACAAGGCCUCUACUACGAGGCCGUCUUCGGACUGGGCAACAGAGAGGAGGAUAGCGAUCCGGACACACCCACCACCUCGGAGGACGAGGAUGUGUUGGUAGAUCCGCCAAUGCGACAUCCCGGCCAGCCGAUUCGGAAGGUGAAAAAAGGCAUCAGUCACGAGGCCAAAGUGAGACAACGUGAAAGCGACCUCUUCCACGCCGACUCGUCGCCCUGGCGACCCCGACAGAAGCGCGGGCCACGAGAUGGCAUUUCGUGGCUUGUGCGUGCAUUUGCCAUCAAAUCGUGCACCGACACACCGAAAGCUUGUGAUAUCGUCACAUUACACAUUCGCAAGAUGACCUAUCUUCCAUACAUCAUCUCGUUGCACUGGCAUCCUCCACCAGCGGCCAGCACCGACUACUGCCUGGCGAUCGGGCCGCAGAGUGGCCGUGACGCCGGUGUCAUCACCGUGGCAGCUCAACUCGACAGGCUCAUCUAUCGUCCCGGUGAUCAAGUUGAGGUGUCCAUCAAACUGCAGAAUCAUUCUGUCCGCCUGAUCGAACAGAUCACUGUCUCCAUGCAUCAGUGCAUACGUUGUCGUUUUUGGCGUAAUCGUAUCUGGCGAUCACAGAUCUGCCAGCGUCGACUGACGCCCGACAGUCUGAAAACUCGACUUCCAUUGAUGCCGGGCAGCGCAAACAAUCGGUAUCGCAUCACUCUCAACCCUUGGCCGACGCAGGCUCGACUUAACCGACUGGCGACCGGUCACUUCGACGGCUCCGUUAGGCCCAGCGGCAUUCCGGGCGGUAACGAGGCCUGGGCGUUUGGGGUGCCUCGGCUCGAGGGCAAACUAUACGCGCUGGAAACGCCGAUUCGGCACCAAUUGGUACCGCCGUGUUACACUCAUCGCCAGGUCGUCUGCCCCUCCUCCAUGCAGAGCCUCAUCCAUCAGUUGAUGAAGCCCGAUGAGACGGGCAACCUGAGCGCCGGCAAAUGUGACAACCUGGACUUGGAUCCAAUCUCCAAAUGUCGGUGUCGCCGGCGAUCUCGAGGCCGAUCGGAGUCAAAGCAACCUCCGUUGCCCUCCUAUUCGGUACAAGUGAACGAUGAGGACCGCCUCUCCGACGAGGAGAUGUUCGACGAAGCCGCGGCCAAGGCCAACCAGCUCUGGCCAGUCUGUCGCGACUGCAGUCAGCCGACGUCGGAUCGCCUGGCCUGCCUCCAGCCGGUCCACAUUUCCUAUGAAGUGAUGGUACAGGUGGGCUUCUUGAAUGAGACAACUCCAAACGCACUGGCUUGGGACGCUCUCCUGCUCAACAACACCAGUCUAGGCUCGGGUAUGACGAUCGACCCGGUAGGCGAGAUUCUGGGCGCCGAGGGCCCCAGGGUCACGCUGCCCUGCUACCUUGCCUGGACAGAGCCGCAGCCCGAAAAUCCUGUACCAGUGGCCAAUUACAAUGUCGACCAAAGACAGCACUUUGGCAGUGACAUUAAAAAUGAGCACAAGAUGUGGGAGCCCAGUCUUGGAAAAGGAUUCUACAUCACCAAGACACAUCCUGUCGCGACGUGUAAGACUGGAAUGUAA
Messenger RNA from Protopolystoma xenopodis, 2319 nucleotides. The record is from the annotation of a GenBank genome assembly. Lineage: Eukaryota; Metazoa; Platyhelminthes; Monogenea; Polystomatidea; Polystomatidae.